This is a messenger RNA of Fraxinus pennsylvanica, 972 nucleotides long. NCBI's taxonomy places the organism in Eukaryota, Viridiplantae, Streptophyta, Magnoliopsida, Lamiales, Oleaceae. The record is from the annotation of a GenBank genome assembly.
AUGAAGAAUUUUUACUGGUUUAAGCAAAUCGCAAGCACCCAGAGCAAGCUGGAGAGGAGGCUGUCAUUGGGAGAGUACAAAAGAGCAGUUUCAUGGUCAAAAUACUUGGUGUCAUCUGGUGCUGAAAUUAAAGGUGGAAGAGAAGAAGAAUGGAGUGCUGAUAUGUCACAGCUUUACGUAGGCAACAAAUUUGCUUCUGGGAGGCACAGCAGAAUCUAUAGAGGGGUAUAUAAGCAGAGAGACGCAGCAAUUAAGCUUAUUAGCCAGCCUGAAGAGGAUGGAGAGUUGGCUGCAUUGUUGGAGAAGCAAUUUACAUCAGAAGUUGCUCUCUUGUUCAGGUUAAGGCAUCCCAAUAUCAUCACUUUUAUAGCAGCAUGUAAGAAACCGCCAGUGUUUUGUAUUAUCACCGAGUACUAUCCUGGUGGAUCACUGAGAAAGUACCUCCAUCAACAAGAGCCAUAUUCACUUCCCCUCAACCUAAUCCUAAAAUUGGCACUUGACAUUGCACGUGAUUUUGGCAUAUCGUGCUUAGAAUCACAAUGUGGCAGUACCAAGGGCUUCACGGGAACUUACCGUUGGAUGGCACCAGAAAUGAUAAAGGAAAAACAGCACACAAAGAAAGUUGAUGUUUACAGUUUUGGCAUUGUCGUGUGGGAACUUUUAACGGCAUUGAUACCGUUUGAUGACAUGACUCCAGAACAAGCGGCAUUCGCUGUCUGUCAAAAGAAUGCAAGGCCACCAUUGCCUUCUUCAUGUCCAAUGGCACUUUGCCAGCUCAUAAACCAGUGCUGGUCCAGUAAUCCCAACAAGCGGCCGCACUUUGAGGAGAUUGUUACUAUUCUUGAAAAGUACACAGAGUCUCUCGAGCGCAAUCCUGAUUUCUUUUCGUCUUACGAGCCCCCAGAGGGAUGCACUCCUUCGGGAUGCAUACCAAAGUGCAUUGCGCGUAGAUCCCCGUCUUCAAGGACAUGA